AAAGAUUUUAUUAAUUAAUUUUUCUUUUUUCAUUUAGUGGGCAUUAUUAGUAAUUUUUUUCAUGUUUCUUACGAUUAUUAUUCCGAUGAUUGUUACACAUAUACUUCUUGACCGUAAUCGACAGAUGUAUAUUAACUCUCAUUGUAAAGCGGAUAUAUGGCUUGUACGUAUAUUAGUUCAUAAUGGUUUUGCUGUUUAUGGAACAUGGUUAUAUCUUGCAACAUUACUUAAUUUAACUAUUUGGAUAUCUCAAAUAUAUAGUAGAAAUGCACAAUCAAUAGCUAAUGCAUCAACAGCUGCACUUAGUCUUGUACUUGUUGGUAUUGUAAUUUAUUUUAUUAGUGAGAAUUUUAUAUUUUAUUCAUCAAUGGCAUAUACAUAUUUACCAUGGUUUGUUCUUAUAUUUGGAUUAUCUGGUGUUGUAUCAAAAAAUUAUAAUCAAAUAAAUAUUACAGAUAAAAAUAAAACAUUUUCACUUGCAUUACUUAUUAUUUGUGGAGUAUUGUUUAUUGUUCGUGUUAUAAUAUUUGCUAUACGUUACGUAAAAGGUGUAAUUCCAACUAUUCAUGAUCCUUAA
Molecule: messenger RNA, 577 nt
Organism: Rotaria sp. Silwood2
Lineage: Eukaryota; Metazoa; Rotifera; Eurotatoria; Philodinida; Philodinidae
Source: the annotation of a GenBank genome assembly